Molecule: messenger RNA, 5957 nt
Organism: Neocloeon triangulifer
Lineage: Eukaryota; Metazoa; Arthropoda; Insecta; Ephemeroptera; Baetidae
Gene: c12.2
Product: von Willebrand factor A domain-containing protein 8
Exons: 29
Coding region: 268-5868 (1866 amino acids)
Cellular component (GO): cytoplasm
Molecular function (GO): ATP hydrolysis activity; ATP binding
Source: RefSeq, a predicted model, not a curated record
GAGAAUUUUGCCAGAUGAUCUGCAUGCUUUUGUUGUGAUUUUGCGAGUGAGAUUUUAUUUUUUAAUCAAAUCUCAAUAUAUUAGGCUCAUAUUGAAGAUAAGAUUUCAAAAGUUUUCAAAAUUGACCCUUGACCUGCAAGUGGAAACAGCUGUCAGUGAAGUUACUUCAGAAAGUUGUGAUUUUUAGGUCAAAUAAUUUGAGUCUGUUCGACAAACAUGAUUGGAAUAUUUUUAUCUUGACUUUGUACUUGAUUCUAAUUUGGACAAAUGUCGACGGCCAGAAGAAUAUCGGUGUUAAGCCGAAUAUUGAAUGGCCACAAACUGUCAAUUCAUAAAACUGUGUCCAACUCUGAUGGUGCCGUAAUAACCCGACAAUAUUCGUCAAAAGGUGGAAAAAUUACAAUAGGGGAUGUUUCUAAAGAACUGAAGGUGCCAAAGCAGCCAGCCUAUGUGCCAUGCAAUUACAUCGGUGAUAAAGGAUUAAGCCAAGAGACCCUUGCCCACUUGAGAUGGAUGCUCCAGAAGGACGUCCUCCACCAAGACAUCUUUCUGAUUGGCCGUCCUGGGCCUCUGAGGCGCACCAUCGCCAUGCAGUUCCUCGAGUUGACCAACCGAGAACUCGAGUACGUGUCUUUGUCCAGAGACACUACUGAGUCUGACUUGAAGCAGCGGCGGGAAAUCUCCAAGGGCACUGCCACCUACCUCGACCAAAGUGCCGUCCGCGCUGCCAUCGAGGGCCGAGUCCUCAUACUCGAGGGCAUUGAAAAGGUCGAGAGAAAUGUCUUGCCGGUGUUAAACAAUUUGCUCGAAAACAGAGAAAUGCAGCUUGAAGAUGGCAGGUUUCUCAUGGCAGCAAAAAGAUACGACAAACUAUUGGAGGAACACUCUAAAGAGGAGCUGGAUGGAUGGAAACUUGUUAGAGUAGAUGAAGACUUCAGAGUCAUUGCUCUAGGUCUUCCUGUUCCUAGAUAUACCGGGAAUCCACUGGACCCACCCCUGAGGUCCAGGUUCCAAGCUAGGGAUGUCCACAAUCUAUCAUUUCAGGCCCAAGUUUCCGCCCUGCAAGAGUCGCACCCAUCUGCUGACCCUUCAAAACUUUCCCAGCUCGUCUCUUGCGCACAUGCAUUGCUCUCGCCCGAGUCCGAGGCACUUUCUUUACCUGAUUUUCCCACUGACAGUCUUCAAGCAGCUGCAAAAUUGCUGGAACUGUUUCCUAACAUGUCGGUGCACGAAGCUUUCCUCAGACUGUACCCGUAUCAAAGUUUCCUCGCAAAGGAGGGAAGGUCCAGUGUCGAUGAGGUGCUCAAUAGUUUCCGCAUCAAGCCAAUUGAUGCCACUACCUCAAUUAAUGAAAUUAAUCCAGUUAGUCAAAACUUGCUGAGUGUUUCACUUUCCUCCGGUGGAGCACAAAGCAGGGUUGAGGUUGUCAAAGGUCAAAGUUUGCCUCGAUCCAACAGUCCCGGCUUCAUCGAAACUCCGUACCAGUCCUCAUUGAUUGCCACUCUUCUGCAGUCUCACUGCGCACAAGACCUUUGUCUAAUCGGCCCCAAGGGAUGUGGCAAGAGCGUAACCGUGCAGAGGUUAGCUGACCUGCUCGCCUACGAGACUGAACCCAUCAUACUUUACCAAGAUAUGACCUCAAGGGACCUUCUGCAGCAAAGAACCACUUUGGCCAACGGAGAUACUGUUUGGAGGAACUCUCCUUUAGUUACUGCUGCCGUCGAGGGCAAAAUGGCCCUGCUGGACGGGAUUCACAGAAUUCACGCUAGCACCUUAGCUGUGAUUCAGAGGCUGGUGCAUGAUCGAGAGUUGCAACUUUAUGAUGGAAAAAGACUUGUUCGUCAUGACCGAUAUGAGAAAAUAAAGGAAAAUAAUAAGAUGACUGACGAGGAACUUGCCAACGCAGGAGUUCUUCCAAUUCACCCUUCAUUUAGGAUAGUCGGCCUUGCUGAACCUCCUGUCAUUGGGGGUUCUCAAGGACAGUGGUUGUCACCAGAAAUGCUCAGCUUAUUCCUUUACCACCAGAUGCGACCGCUGAGCAUGCAGGAAGAGCUUCAUGUGAUAGGCAACUUGUAUGGUGGGAUUGACGGCCCAUUACACAAAGUGGUUGAAGUGGCGCAUCACUUGCGCAACUCGGCAGAUCAGACCAUUCAGUCAUUAGCAGGGUCCUUUUCAACGAGGCAAUUACUCAGAAUUGCCCGACGAAUGAAGUCUUUUCCUGAUGAAAAUGUUUAUGACGCAAUACAACGAGCUUGCCUUGCUAGAUUUUUGCCGAGCAUGGCUCGCCAAGCGCUGGACAGUGCUCUUUCGGAAGUUGGAGUCCAACCUGUGCCACACAGUGAAGCUGCAGGGCUUACUUGUGAGAUAAAUGAAGAGCAAGUUACUAUUGGGAACACAGUAAUAAACCGAUUCAAAACUACUUCAAAAUCGAAAGUCCCGGACGUCUUGUUCUUUGAUGUUCCCCAGCACUUGGCGGUUUUGGAAUGGCUCAUGCAAGAUUUUGAGUUGGGCGAGCAUUUGCUGCUUGUUGGCAAUCAAGGUGUUGGCAAAAACAAACUGGCUGACCGUCUACUGUACCUGCUUAAUAGACCAAGGGAAUACAUUCAACUGCACAGGGACACAACUGUGCAAACUCUGACUCUCCAGCCGACUGUGCGGGACGGAGUCGUCAUUUACGAAGACUCACCUUUGGUCCAAGCUUGCAAAUGGGGUCACGUUUUGGUUGUUGAUGAGGCAGACAAGGCGCCCACUCACGUCACCUGCAUUUUGAAAACUCUAGUUGAAUCUGGAGAAAUGAUUUUAUCGGAUGGCCGUCGCAUUGUUCCUCACACAGAUAUCAGGGCUCAAAGAAAACUGCCAGGAAUAAUUCCGAUGCAUCCUAACUUCAGAAUGAUCAUUCUUGCGAACAGACCUGGCUUUCCUUUCCUCGGAAAUGACUUCUUUGGAGCUUUAGGUGACCUGUUCAGUUGUCACGCCGUUGAUAAUCCAAGCCAAGCCUCUGAAAUUGCCCUGCUUAAGAACUAUGGACCAGAUGUGCCUGAGGAAAUUAUCCUUAAGCUAGUCAGAGCUUUCUCUGAACUUCGUACAAUGGCCGACCAAGGCCUUGUCCAAUAUCCAUAUUCAACCAGAGAAGUAGUCAACAUUGUCAAGCAUUUGCAGCAAUUCCGUGAUGAGGGCAUAGCCAGCGUUGUUAGGAACGUUUUUGAUUUUGACUCGUACAGCCAAGAGGCAAAAGAAAUGUUGGUGACCACAUUACACAAGCACGGAAUUCCCAUCGGGACAAAGCCAACCAGUGUCAGCUUAGGAAAAGAAUACCCCUUGCCCCGAGUAAAACUAAGCGGCCAGUGGAAGUCUUAUGAAAAUGAGCCACAGACAUUGGAAAUCUCUGAAAGGAAUAUUAAGUUGAAAGGAGCUGUAAAACUUCCCAAGAGCUCUCAUCUGCUGGACAGAAUUGAGGCUCGCUCAAGUAGUUUUAGUGAGCAACAAUUUUAUUGGUCACUGCCGUUAGUCGAACCUAAUGUAGUAGCCGAUGCAAUCGUUAAAAUGGAAACAGACAAAAUCAACACUGGGAAUGACAUUCUGCAUGUUUUAAUCGCAAACCCAUCAAUUCUUUUCUCGAUGAAGUACAACGAUGAAUACAUAGAGAAGCUAGAAUUGAGAAACUUGAUUGAAUCCACAAGGGGUAUUUAUCCAACAAUGAGCUUAGCCUCCUUAGGCGGAAAGUUGGACGGAUGUUUGCUUAUAUUUGACGAAACGACCAGCAAACUAGCCAUUGUUUGCCCAGACACAACAGAAGGAAGCCAAGUUUUGCUCAGGACGAGCAUCACUGAUAAAGCUGGACAAAUUUCUCUAUCCUUCCUCGGAAAGACUGCUGUUCAGUGGCGCAUGAAGGGUGAUUUUGCACAUGAAAACUGGGCCGUUUUGUAUGAGAGUGGAGGAAACAACGUUGAAGUUUUAAAUGUUGAAAACAUGAAUGUGUUUGCAUUUGAAGUGCCUUUUGAGAUUCAGGACCUCCACCUUGUUUCAAAAGAUAAGUGGCUGGCAGAAGACACCAGAAGAAAUAAAUACUUGUUGGAAAAGCUGAACCCCCAGGACGAGUACCCACGCUCAAUUCGCAAGAUUAGCGACAAUUCGCAGACCUUGCUUGGCCCCAUUAGUGGCUCAGCGAACGUUGAAUUAUCCCCCUUUGUGUUGAACAAAGCUUUGGGCCAGUCAAUUACAGCACCAAACAGAUUAUUAUCCUCAAGAGACACCCACGCUGCCAUUGCCAUUGGCUUCCCAGAAUUAACCGGCAGCGCUAAUGACAUUUACUCAUGGCCUCGGGUGCAAUCAAACUAUACUCCUCCAAACGCUGCUCGGAGAUCAUCAGGAAAUCAGCCAGAUAAGCCAAUUUUCUUGCCAAAAAGUGGACAGAUUGUUCAAGCUGUUCCCAAAUGGAAGGUGCCAAAAGACAUCCGACCGGCGAUGGGUGUGAAAAAUCCAGGCAGCCCAUCUGCUUUCAUGGAAGUCACUGACCUCCUUUUUGACAAACUGCGCUACAUUCCAGUUCCUGAGCCUCGUACCAUCUCCCCAUACACAGCUUGGCUUCUGGACACGCUGGACGUUCCUGUAAAAGUGGCUGAGACAAGCAAUGAAGGUUUGGUCACUGUUGAUGCAGGUGGUACAGUCAGAUUGUGGGAGACGGGUGUUGCGAAUUUGGAGCGGUCUAUGAGCGAAUGGAAGCGGGUCAUUGGCUCUGAUCCAAGCAACAUUCAGGUCACCAUCGAGCAGCCAAGUGGAAAAGAUGUCUCCAGUCCUAAGUAUGGAAAAAUCGAUCCGACGGGCGAUCCUCACGUUGGAGGCAACACCUGGGCAGGAGGCACUGGUGGCAGAGAUACUGCUGGUCUUGGAGGAAAGGGAGGGCCAUUUAGAUUGGAUGCUGGUCAUCCAGUCUACCAGGUGAGCCAAGAGGAGAAAGACGCAGUGCCCGAGCACAUCAAGAAGGCUGCUCGGGAAAUGGGCCAAAAGGCGUUUCAGGAGAGACUCAGGGAAAUCAGGAUGAGCCAGUACGAUGCCAAUCUCUACGGCCAGUUUUCCGACGCUGUUCACAGACAAGUCAAAUCGCUCAGGGUGAUUCUGAGUAGCUUGCAAGCCAAAGCCAAAGAACGUCAGUGGAUGCGACACCAGACGACAGGCGAACUUGACGAUUCCAAAUUAAUUGAAGGUCUUACUGGUGAGAAAACAAUUUACCGCCGACGGGCUGAAAAAGAGCCAGAGCUUGGAGCUCCACAGCAGAAACCUAAGAGAAUGAAACUUGUUGUUGAUGUGUCUGGAAGUAUGUACAGGUUCAAUAGUUAUGAUGGUCGACUGGACCGAGUUAUGGAGGCGGCAGUGAUGAUGAUGGAGGCCUUUGAAGGACAUGAGAACAAAUUCCAGUACGACAUAAUGGGCCAUUCAGGAGAAAGUUACGACCUGCGGUUUGUGGAUAAGACCACUCCACCUUCCAACAACAAGGAGCGUCUUGAUUUAAUCAAGACAAUGCACGCACACUCCCAAUUCUGCAUGUCAGGUGACCACACAUUGGAAGCCACCAGCUUGGCUAUUCAGUCUUUGGCUAAGGAAGAUUGUGACGAAGCAUUCGUAAUUGUCCUCUCUGACGCCAACCUCGAGCGAUAUGGUAUUGCACCUGAGAGAUUCGGAAGAAUUUUGACGUCUGACCCCAGAGUAAAUGCUUAUGCCAUUUUCAUCGGCUCGCUAGGAAACCAGGCUGAUAGAUUGACUGCCAAACUUCCUUCUGGACGGGCCUUUGUUUGCCUCGAUUUGAAGAAAAUCCCUCAAAUUAUGCAGCAGAUCUUCACCUCAUCUAUCCUAAGUUCAAAGUCAUCGUAAGUAAACUGAACCCCGGGGAAAUUUCUAAAUGUAUAAUUAUUACGUUAUUUGUCAAAUAUAUAUUUUAUUUUCAAAUUGAAAAAUGAGUU